AUGAAAACCAUCCAACAAAUUUUACCAAGCCUCGGCGUUCUCUCGCUCUUGUCGGUCGUCAAUGCUUCUCUAUACAACGAAAUCAUUGAAGUUCCAGGAGGCCAGGUGACUGGUGCUUCUGCAUUCAAUGAAAGCUCGGCCCCCUCUUACAUCCCCAAUUGGAGGAACAUCUCUACUUGGAAAGGAAUCCCCUACGCCGGAGAUCCUAGUUCCGAGAAUCGUUGGAAACCUCCCCAGCCUGUGGAGCCUUGGAAUGGAACCCUCAAAGCGACUUCGUUCGGCCUGACCUGCCCCAGCGACAGCACUGGUGACGAUAUUGGGGAGGACUGCUUAACCAUCAAUAUCUGGAGCCCUGCAACCUCACCCAAUGCUGGGCUUCCUGUUAUGAUCUGGUCAUAUGCUGGAGGGGAAGGUUCCAGUUCCAGCAUCUAUGAUGGUGCAGGGAUGGCUGGUAAGGGGGUUGUCUUUGUCAGCUAUAAUUAUCGCGUCGGUCCUCUAGCGUGGCUCGCUUUGCCUGAGCUUGCCGAGGAGUCUGCCAACAAUGCUACCAGCAAUUACGGCUUACUGGAUGGAACAAAAGCCCUGAAGUGGGUGUAUGAGAACAUUGCCUCUUUUGGAGGUGACCCGGAGUCAAUUGUGCUGGCAGGCCACUCCUUCGGAUCUGGAAUGUCCUAUCACCUGAUGAACAGCUUUGAAACUAAGGGUUUGAUCAAAGGUGUCAUCGCCAUGUCCGGCAUCAAGGAUCCGUACGAUCCUAAUAUUUGGGGAUAUGGCAGCGACUAUCGCAAUUUGACCUGGGCCACAAAUUUUAGUACAACCUAUGCUGCCUCGCUUAAUGCUACCAAUGUGGCAGACCUAAGAGCUCUCAGCCUCGAAGAUAUUUUGUCAGGAACAGGCACGAGCGAGCUCAUUGGCUUUGAUCCUGUUCUCAACUACCACUCUAUCCCCAAUACAUAUCUGGAAAGUGUCGAGAAUGGAGCUCCCAAUAACGUUCCAGUCAUGGUUGGUAACGCUUAUGACGAGGACGGUAUUUCUCUUUCCACCAACUACACUGUGGCCGAAUAUGAGUCUUUGCUGGAUUCCACCUAUGGGCCAUACGCAAAAGAACUUCUCGCUCAUUACCCUGCUAAUACCACCGCAGAGGCCACUACAAACUACUUCAACUUGCUUCGGGGUGGCUAUUGCACCUCUACCUGGUCUUGGGCUGAGCGUUUUAGCAAAUCAUCGGACAAAGACCUGUUUUUCUAUCUUUGGAACCAUGUUCCCCCUGGCGAGCUUGGCGCUACUCACGGCUCUGAGGUUCCGUACGCCCUCGGAAACCUUUACGCUCAGACUUCUUACAACUAUACCGAUGUGGACUAUGCGGUAGCCGACUUGAUGUCCUCUUAUUGGGCCAAUUUUGUCAAGACUCGGAACCCAAAUCAAGGGGGCUCAUUCACCAAUACUACUGGCACGCUUCCUUAUUGGUCCGCGAAUGUUCCUGCCGAAAACUCUAAUUUCUGGGUAGGAUCUGGUUGGAAACAAGUCCCUGUUGCAGCAGAGGCCAUAAUGCAGCUUCAACUUGAGUAUUUCAAAUGGGCGACUCCAGUGGCAUUUUAAGCUAGC
Molecule: messenger RNA, 1605 nt
Organism: Aspergillus eucalypticola CBS 122712
Lineage: Eukaryota; Fungi; Ascomycota; Eurotiomycetes; Eurotiales; Aspergillaceae
Product: carboxylesterase/lipase family protein
Exons: 1
Coding region: 1-1599 (532 amino acids)
Source: RefSeq, a predicted model, not a curated record